Messenger RNA from Spirodela intermedia, 915 nucleotides. The record is from the annotation of a GenBank genome assembly. Lineage: Eukaryota; Viridiplantae; Streptophyta; Magnoliopsida; Alismatales; Araceae.
AUGGCUGUGGCUUUCACCCGUGUCUCCCUGUGGCUUUGGGGGGCUGGAGGCGCCAAGGACCACCACCGCGAGCCCCCCUCCUCCGCCGGUUCCCCCAUGAACGCCUCACCCGACUUCGGCUUCCGGGAUCUGGAGAACAACAUCAAGCACCCUCAGGGGAAGGGAGCCAAGAUGAGGUCGGCCAGACCCCGUCGAAAGUGGCAGAGCAGGGAGGAGCGGUGGAGGAAGGUGGACCGGGAGUUCGACGUCGUCUUGGUACCGUCGGACGGCGGCGGGUGCCUCUCCGGGUCGGAUUCCGACGACUCCGACUGGUCCAUCGGCUGGCUGGAGCCGCACGCCCCCGACUUCUUCAGCGACGGAGGAGGCUACGAGUCGGAGGUGGAGACCAGCUUCGCCGUCCUCGUCCCCUGCUACGGCCGCGGCCGCAACGAGAGGGCCGGCGAGGGCCCUUCCUACAAUAACCGCGUUCUCACCGCCGCUGACCUCACUGGGGGGUUCCUUUCCGGUGAGUCCUCCUCCCCAUCGCCCCUCCCUGUCCGACCUGGUCGGUUUUGAGAUGCCCACAUCUCUUGCUUCUUUGGAUCUCUACCUUCUUUGGAUCUCUACCUUCGUCCAUCUUCCUCGCAGAAGCCUCCCCCCUCCCUCUGAUUCAGAUGAGUUUUUUUUCCCCCCGGCCACCAUUGCAGCAUCUUUUUUUUCCCUCUUUACCUGUUUGUCGUCGUCACGCACUGAUCUCUGACUUCAUGGAUGGGUUUCGCCGCCGGACUUGGGUUUGCGGCGGAGAAAUAUCAUCGAUGUUGCGGGUUCUCCGUUUCUGAUCCUGACGACCCCCACCGGGCAAUUGUCUUUUUUUUCUGCGCAGAGGGAAACAACCAGUAUGUGGAACAGCUGCUCUCUACUCUACACAGCAGCUGA